Diorhabda carinulata is the source of this 1236-nucleotide messenger RNA. RefSeq names its product V-type proton ATPase subunit D. Bases 105 to 848 code for a protein of 247 amino acids. Gene Ontology annotation, molecular function: proton-transporting ATPase activity, rotational mechanism. Lineage: Eukaryota; Metazoa; Arthropoda; Insecta; Coleoptera; Chrysomelidae. The record is from RefSeq and is a predicted model, not a curated record. Gene Ontology annotation, cellular component: proton-transporting V-type ATPase complex. The transcript is spliced from 5 exons.
GUUGUAUUAUGUCAAUAUCAGGUGCUGUUAGUGUCAGCUGACUUUUUGGUCCCUUCAUAUAUUAUUACAUCUGGAGCAUAUAUUUUGUAAUUUACUUCUAAAACAUGGCUUCAAAGGAUAGGUUAUUAAUCUUCCCUUCAAGAGGAGCUCAAAUGUUAAUGAAGGGGCGUCUAAAGGGUGCCCAGAAAGGCCACAGUUUAUUAAAGAAAAAAGCAGAUGCUUUGCAGAUGCGAUUUAGAAUGAUUUUGAAUAAAAUCAUUGAGACAAAAACUCUUAUGGGAGAAGUUAUGAAAGAAGCAGCGUUUUCCCUGGCCGAGGCAAAGUUUGCAACAGGUGAUUUCAAUCAAGUUGUCCUUCAGAAUGUUACCAAGGCUCAGAUCAAAAUAAGAACUAAAAAAGACAAUGUAGCAGGUGUUACUUUACCAGUAUUUGAAUGUUAUCAAGAUGGUACUGAUACUUAUGAACUUGCUGGUUUGGCUAGAGGUGGUCAACAACUGACCAAAUUAAAAAAGAACUAUCAAAGUGCUGUGAAACUUUUGGUUGAAUUAGCUUCUUUGCAAACUUCUUUUGUAACUUUGGAUGAAGUAAUUAAAAUCACCAAUAGAAGAGUAAAUGCUAUUGAGCAUGUUAUCAUUCCAAGAAUUGAACGCACUUUGGCCUAUAUAAUUUCCGAACUUGACGAAUUGGAAAGAGAAGAGUUUUACAGGUUGAAGAAAAUUCAAGAUAAAAAGAAAAUUCACAAAGCUAAAGUAGAGAAACAGAAACAAGCACUUCUGGAAGCUGGAUUACUCAAAGAAUCGCAACCUGGCAACUUGUUGGAUGAAGGGGACGAGGAUCUACUUUUUUAAACUCCUUUAGCUUUAAUACAACUUUAAUUAUAUAUAUAUAUAUAUAUAUAUAUAUAUAUAUAUAUAUAUAUAUAUAUAUAUAUAUAUAUAUAUAUAUAUAUAUAUAUAUAAGUAAAUAUUUUAUUUACAUCUUUUAGAUGCAGUCUGCAAUAGUUAUUUUUCGCAUUUAACCUGUAACCUGUUGACAUUAAACUUUAUGAUUUUGAUCAAACUACUUUUUUAUGGAGUUACUUGUGAAAAAUAAUCUUAUUUUUAACAGAAAAUGUAUAUUCCAUCAUAGUAUUAUUGAGUUUUAAAUAAUUGUCUUAAUAAUUCAAGUUUGUAGAUAUAUUCAUAACAUGCUGCAUUUAGCAAAUUUAAUCUAUAGUAAUAAAUUUUGUUGGAGUUA